This is a messenger RNA of Saccostrea echinata, 1025 nucleotides long. RefSeq lists its product as uncharacterized. Lineage: Eukaryota; Metazoa; Mollusca; Bivalvia; Ostreida; Ostreidae. The record is from RefSeq and is a predicted model, not a curated record. The coding region runs from base 9 to 1025 and encodes 338 amino acids. The transcript has 7 exons. Gene Ontology annotation, molecular function: protein binding.
UUCCAGAAAUGUAUCAGAAUGGCGCAAUACGCAAUUAUAUCGUUAGCUCUGACGGAUUGAAGAACCAUACCUUUGGAGCGAGAAAUCUCUCCGGAAGCGUGCUGGUGCCAUGUGAAGGUCGUCACAAUCUCAGUGUUACAGGUUGUAACCCUGCUGGUUGUUCCCCGCAUUCAUCUAUCAUUGUAAGGGAUAAUGAGGAACUAAACCCUCCAGACAAGUUGAUAGUGGAGCAAGCUGGUGAUGAUAAAAUGAGUUUGACUUGGUUUGGAUCUUCGUUUGCAUCUCAGAGUGUUUCAAAAAUACAUGUUAUUUGGUGCAAAGGGGAGGCUGCUGUUCAAAAAUGCCGGGGUGAAAUAAAUGUACUACCAAAAGACACCAGCCUUACCGGAAAUCACGUGCUGGUUUCCAAAAGAGACAUAAAUGAUUCGUUUGAUGAAAUCAUUUUUGGUGUUGCCCUGUUGAAUGGAGAAAAUUUAAGUAGUGGUAUUCGAUGGCAGGAAACAUGCAGAUACACUAAAGACGCGGAGAUGCCGAAGCCAUCAGAUAUUAGACUACUUCCGCUUCCUCCAGAUGACAGUCUUGCUGUGUCAUGGUCUCGUAUCAAAUGCGAUAGGACAAGCGCAAAAAAUGCUUACGUUAAUUCAUACAGAAUACAGUAUUGUCGGUUGAACAACCAUGAUAAUUGUAAAGGGAACAAAGGUGAGGUCAGUCUAUCUGCCGACGGUAUGUCACAGUAUACAAUCCAAGGUCUUGAGGCUGAAAAGAAAUACGGCAUAUGGGUUGCUGCAGUAUCUUUAAGGAAGGAUAUUUCAUAUAGUGAUAUGAUUAUUGGAAUUCCAAAGAAUAAUGAUUUGACAGUUCGUGAUAUUUCUCUUAUUGCUGCUGGGAGUUGUUUUCUUUUCAUUCUUGCAAUAUUUGGUCUUGUAUGCAUUAUCAGGCAAGUAAUCAGAAAGCUAGGUUUCCAAGAAGAAUUUCCUAUCCAAUCUAUUCAAAUUGAAGAUUGCAAGCAAAUUGUAAGUAACUAG